CCUGAGCAGUCACUAGAGGGAACUGAGAGUGGCAGGCGGGGAGGACACGGUUUUGUGAUGAUCACUGAUGACUGGUUGUUAAGGCGCACGUAGGAACAAGUCUUGCCCAGGGUGCCAACGGGGAAGAGCCACCGUGGCCCUUGCCACUAGAGCUCGCCGGCGGCCGGGGCGGCACCGAGACCCGGCCACCGCGGGGGAGCCGCGUUCUGCGCUCAGGGGCGGGUCCCGGCGGCCGCUCCCUCCGCCCCCGGAGUCGCCGCCACCGCCUGGCUGCGCUCCAGCCCACGGCUCAGACCCGGCAGCAUCCCCGGGGGCCGUAGAGGCGGCAGGAGCUAGAGUCCGCGUCGCAGCUCUCGGCCACCGAGAAGCCGGGCUAGCCGAGCGCGAAGGGACCAGACACGGCGGGCAGCUCUGCACGCGGCUGGUGAGUGCCUGGCGGAAGGGUAGCGGGAGAGGGUACUGCUGGUGCGAGGAUGGAGGACCGAGGCUUGGGGUCAAGGUAUACUGAAAAGGUAUUCCAUCAAGAGAAAUCUGGGGGAAGCUGGAAACCAUCAAGUUACUGAGGCCACACAGGGAGCAGAAAGGAUCGAGGUGUUGCUAUGAGGACAGAUUCACCAAAAAUGACUGAUGUGGAGGCUGUGGUCAACAAUUUUGCAUCUUCAGCAAGGGCAGGCCGCCGGAAUGCUGUACCCGACAUUCAGGGCUCAGCUGCGACUGGAGGAACCUCAGAGUUGCCCCUCAAAUUGGAGGACCUCUCCGUGAAGGAAGAUGUGAAAAAGAAAGAUGAAGAAACAGCACAAAGCCCAUCGGAAAAGCCUCAGAAUGAAGGAAAAUGAAGGCUCAUAACCUAUCAAACGUGCUGUAUUGCCGCACAUUGACAGACUUAGUGGCUCUGCUUUCCCGAGAUGUUCAGUCUGGUAGUAACUAUGGUAACACUGCAUCCCUAAGCGACAUGUGUGAACUAGAUAAUUUCCGUAUGAUGCUACUCAUUGAAAUGUAACCAUGAUGUCCAAUUUGGGUUAUUAAAAGGCAGAAUACUUCCAAAUUGCAUCCAAGAAAAAGGUUAAGAAUGUAUGGUCAUUUAAAUACAUGUAAUUGUCUAUAAGCCCCCCAAAAUACACUGUUCCCUUUUGGACAUGCUCAGCCAGAUGUAUUUUCAAUGCAUUUUUAUGGUAAUGGAUAAACCAUUUCUUGGUUAAUAUAAAACAAACACCAUUAAUUUAAAACUUGAUGGAAUUUGUAGGAAAUGAUGUUUCUUGGUGAAAAGUCAAAAAUGCAUCAUGCCUCCCCCAAAAAACCUUAAAAAGAUUUGGAAAUAUUGUAGAAGUUUGACAACCUAAACAUCUCUAGGAUUAUUUGUCCGAUGUGUUUUGCUUCUAGUCUAUGCAUACUGUGAUUUUUUUCCUGUGGACUCUUAAAAUGGAAAAUUUGUGACAAAUUGUUUAUAUGGAACAUAUCUAUUAUUAAAUGAAUUUCACUAUCUUCUUUAACUUUGAUGUGGGUGUAUGUUUUUCUUUAAUGAGAAUUAAAUACUUUACUAGUUGCUUUAUACUGUCUUUUCUUAUUCUUAGGGCUUUUAUGUAUUAUGACUUGUUUCUAAAAUAAUUUCCUCAGGAGUGUAGACCUUAAUUUUAUAUCUUUCCUGAAGUAAGCUAACAUAACAGUAGGCGCUUAAAUCUAUAGUGAAUGAUGUAGGUAGAAACAGCAAAACACUUGUUUUUUUAAUAUGUAUUUAAGUUUCUAUUCUAAAAUGAACAAGAACAAAACCAAAGCUCUAGUAAAUUUUGAUUUAUUAGACAUUUAAAGAAAAUAAUGGAAUUCUGAAUUUUUAAAAUAAUUAAACUAAUGAAUUUAUGUUCAUUAUCAGAGACAUAUGCAUGCAGUUACAUUUUAUUUGAUUGUCAACUUAGGCCAUGUCUGUAUACAGUAAUCAAAUAAACUUCACUGUUAAAGAAA
This is a messenger RNA of Manis javanica (Malayan pangolin), 1956 nucleotides long. It is a transcript of the gene PKIB, whose product is annotated as cAMP-dependent protein kinase inhibitor beta. NCBI's taxonomy places the organism in Eukaryota, Metazoa, Chordata, Mammalia, Pholidota, Manidae. The record is from RefSeq and is a predicted model, not a curated record. Gene Ontology annotation, molecular function: cAMP-dependent protein kinase inhibitor activity. Gene Ontology annotation, biological process: negative regulation of protein kinase activity.